Molecule: messenger RNA, 786 nt
Organism: Lucilia sericata (common green bottle fly)
Lineage: Eukaryota; Metazoa; Arthropoda; Insecta; Diptera; Calliphoridae
Product: salivary glue protein Sgs-3-like
Exons: 1
Coding region: 1-786 (261 amino acids)
Source: RefSeq, a predicted model, not a curated record
AUGAAAUUCUCUUUAAUCGUACUUUGCUUAGUCCUAUUGGGAUCCAACUAUUCGGUUAAUGCUCACUUUCUCGGUUUAAAAGAGAAAUUUUGUGCCUUAGGCAAAACAGGGUUUUGUCCUCCCCCAGCACCACCAGUUGAUCCUACUACAACAUCUACUUUAAUACCUACCGGAACUGAUCCAACUACACCUACCUUAACUCCUAUACCAACAACACCCACAACUACCGGAACCGGUGGACCUACUACUGGAACAACUCAAACUACUAAUACUUCACCAACUACCGAUACUAGUAUAACUCCUCCCACCGAAACUCCACCCACAACAUCACCUCCCACCGAAACACCACCUACCACCUCACCUCCUGAACCUACUCCUGAGCCCGAUGAAGAAACUACUGCUGGAGAUGACAAGGAAACGACAGCAGGAGGUGAUGAUGAAACUACUGCAGGUGGAGAUGAUGAGACUACUGAAGGUGGUGGUGGCAGAGCUUUGGAUGUUAACGAACAUGAUGAAGAACAGGAUGAUGAUAUUGAUUCUGAACUCAGUGGUGCCCGUGCUCGUCGUGUAAGAAGCCGCCGCAAUCGCCGUAAUCGUCGUAUACGUAGACGUAAAAUAAAUCGUAAGAAUAAGAAUCGUAAAGCUCGCAGAAACCGUAAGAUACGCCGUCGCAAUCGUCAGAUUAAACGUAAUCGUAAAAUCCAACGUCGCAAUCGUAAGGCCCGCAGAAAUCGUCGUCGUGGAAUUCGUGUCAUUCGCAGACGCGGCAAGAAGACAAUCGGUUAA